AAAAAAAAAGGCCCGGGCCGGCCCCGCGCGGCCUCGUCGUCAUCUUCCACGGCCGGCCGAGGAGGCGGCCCGAGCCGGGGCUUCCCGCCCUCCAGGCCGGCUCCGUCAAGGCCGAAGCACCGCCCUCCGUUGAGUCGCCUCCUCCGAGGACCGGCUGCGCGGACCGGCCGCCUGGGUUUUCCCGGUCCUCUCCUUCUCUCUCUCUCUCACACACACACACACACACGGGGUGUCAUGGAAGAGCCGCCGGUCGGGAGCCUCAACUUCGACACGGGCUGGUCCUUGUCGGCUCCGGAGCUGGAGGAAAGAGCCCCGCUCCUCUCGCCCUGGGCGGCCCCGGGCAGGGGAUCUUUAAGUCAUGUAUCAUCUGGUAGUUCCUUUGGCUUCUCAGUAUUUAAUUUAAUGAAUGCAAUCAUGGGCAGCGGGAUACUUGGAUUGGCAUAUGCUAUGGCCAAGACAGGAAUCAUUGGGUUUAGUGUGCUGCUGUUGAUUGUUGCUGCUCUUGCUUCCUACUCUGUAUUUCUGCUGCUUAGUAUGUGCAUUCACAGUGCUGUUACUUCUUAUGAAGAUCUGGGUCUCUUCGCAUUUGGCUCACCUGGAAAGGUUCUUGUGGCCAGUACAAUUAUAAUACAGAACAUUGGCGCUAUGUCAUCUUACCUUUUCAUUAUUAAAUCUGAACUUCCUGGUGCCAUUGCAGGAUUUCUGAGUGGAGACCACAGUGGCUCCUGGUACCUUGAUGGGAGAUUGCUUCUGCUAAUUACCUCUAUCUGUAUUGUCUUCCCUCUAGCGCUUCUCCCUAAAAUUGGCUUUCUUGGCUACACAAGUAGUUUAUCAUUUUUCUUUAUGGUGUACUUUGCUCUUGUGAUCGUAAUUAAAAAAUGGUCCAUUCCUUGUCCUUUACCACCAAACUUGAGAUUCUUCCAGGCUUCAAAUUCUACUACAGAAUGUAAAGCAGCGUUGUUUAAUUUUUCCAAGGAGAGUGCUUAUGCCAUUCCAACCAUGGCUUUCUCAUUUCUGUGCCAUACAUCAAUAUUGCCCAUUUACUGUGAGCUCCAAAGUCCUUCCAAAAACAGGAUGCAAAAGGUGGCCAACACAGGAAUUGGUCUGAGCUUUCUCGUUUAUUUUGUGUCUGCACUAUUUGGAUACCUCACUUUUUAUGACCAUGUGGACUCAGAAUUGUUGCAAGGAUACAGCAGAUACCUGCCCCAUGACACUGUCAUUGUGACGGUGAAACUAGGCAUCCUCUUUGCUGUGCUCUUGACAGUGCCUCUCAUCCACUUUCCUGCAAGGAAGGCGGUAAUGAUGACGUUCUUUUCACAUCUUCCUUUCUCCCUGACCCACCACAUUUUCAUCACUUUAGGACUCAAUGCCACCGUUGUCUUACUUGCAAUGUAUGUGCCUGACAUCACACACCUUUUUGGAGUAGUGGGUUCAACUUCUUCAACCUGCCUGCUGUUUGUUUACCCUGGGCUGUUCUAUCUGAAGAUUAGCACAGAGGACUUCAUAUCACGACAGAAACUUGGGGCAUGUGCACUGUUAGUUUUUGGCUUCCUGGUUGGUCUUGUCAGUUUAGCCCUAAUUACUUACAAUUGGAUUCGUCAGUGAAAGAAUCCCUGCCUUCUUAACUCAAACGGACGUUUCAGCAGUGUCUAUAGUAAAAUGACACAGAUGUCAGAGAGAAGACUUCACUGAGGUCUAAAAACCAUGACAAUCUACCCUGGCAGUCAGUUUUCUCCUGCCCUUUUGCAAAGCUGGGCUGGAACCAGGGGAGAGCCCAUCAGCCGCCCUGCCUUUCUUUGGCUUCCUCUCUGCACUGAUCUUGCACUGUUAAACUUCUCUGCCUUGCAAGUGGCGUAACUGAAAUUAAAUAUGGAAGCUCAGAA
Molecule: messenger RNA, 1883 nt
Organism: Pogona vitticeps (central bearded dragon)
Lineage: Eukaryota; Metazoa; Chordata; Lepidosauria; Squamata; Agamidae
Gene: SLC38A6
Product: solute carrier family 38 member 6
Biological process (GO): L-glutamine transport; amino acid transmembrane transport
Cellular component (GO): plasma membrane
Molecular function (GO): L-glutamine transmembrane transporter activity
Source: RefSeq, a predicted model, not a curated record